Molecule: messenger RNA, 795 nt
Organism: Oryza sativa Japonica Group (Japanese rice)
Lineage: Eukaryota; Viridiplantae; Streptophyta; Magnoliopsida; Poales; Poaceae
Product: putative glycine-rich cell wall structural protein 1
Source: RefSeq, a predicted model, not a curated record
GCGUAAUGCAUGGCCUCUCGAGCACUAUAAAUAUCGGUGUAAGUCGUCUUUGGUCUAGCAACCUCAUCAUCUAUACUUACACAUUUUAGCUCACAAUGGCUAUCACAAAACUAGCAUCUCUCGGCUUUGUUAUGCUAUUAUGCAUUGGGUUAGCCAACGCUGCAAGAGUGGCUAGAUUCUCUAUCUCGAGCGCAACGGGCACCGGAGGAGGUGAGGGUGCCGGCUAUGUAAACGGUCAUGGCUUAGGGUCUGGAAGCGGGGCCAGCUCGGGCGAGAACAGCGUGGUUGAAGGAUCUCAUGCGGUUGCCCAAGGGAAAGGUGGAGGCGGUGGAGGUGCACCAUAUGGCGGAGCUGGAUUUGGCGGUGGGUCUGGGUCAGGCUCAGUGUUUAGUAGCCUCGAUUCUGCAGGAUCCUCUAAAGCUGGUGGUACCGGUGGUGGUGAUGGUGAAGGACAAGCAGGAGGCAACCCUGGAUCUAAAGGUUAUGGGGCAGGUAGUGGCAUGGGCUCAGGUUCAUCCAUGCUGCAUGAGUAUUUUCCCAGUUUUACAAAUGCACGUGCUAGCGCUAAUGGUGGUGGCACCACUGAUACUCAAAAUGGUGGAAGCGGUGCCGGUAACGGUGGUGGUUCUGGAUAUGCUGGGUUAGGGCCACGUCCUUAGAAAAUCUUUAGACAAUCAUACCACUCUACAAUCUAUCAGCAGAUGGCAUCCGUAGAAACCUUUUUUUCCAUGUAUUUGCUUGCAUGAGCUACAAAUAACGAAAUAAAUAAAUGGCCUUGUUGUUCUAGUUAGUAAA